CGACGACGGCAAGCUUUCCCAAACAAAAUCUCCAAAUUCCGAAAAUAAUGCGCUCGAACAUCUCAAUAAGACAGGCUGCUAUGUCAGGAGUGUAGAGGGAAAAGGGAGAGGUGUUUUUGGUGUGCUUUUCCUACAUUUAUUCCCCCAUGAUGGCAUACUCAAGCAGUUGAUUUUUUUUGAUAUUUUGGGCAGCGUCGGAUGUCAUACCAGCAUGGACGGUUAUUGAAAUAAGCCCGGUCCUUUUUUUCUCGCCAGAAGAGUAUGACUUGCACGGAAGGCAUACCAUAUUAGACCACUAUACAUUUAAGUGGCGAGAUGGUCGGAUGGCCUUAGCUCUUGGUCUCGGAUCCUUGUUUAAUCAUUCGCAGUCACCCAACGUCUCCUUCACCCUCGAUCCGACGACGGAUUCCAUUAAGUACACCACCAGUCGUCAAGUUGAGCCUGACGAAGAACUCUGCAUCUUUUACGGCCACAAACUAUGGUUCGAUGCGAUCGAUGCCGGUCCCAGCUCCACUGCAGUUUUAUUUCAAGAACCAGAUGACGGUUGGGGAGGUCUCGGUCCUUUGAGCGAUGCCGUUGAAGGUUCAGAUCUCGACGAAGACGAAUCGAUGCUGGACGGCAAUCCUGACGAAAUCAUCCUCGAGGAAGACCUUCCGUUCUCUAGAGUCAGGAUCACACCAGAUGAGGAUGAAGAAGAAACUCCUGAAUCCAUACGCACAAUGCAGGUAUGGGUAGUAGACAUACCUGACCCUCGGCAUCUAGCUGUCAUGUUAAGAUGGCUUAAAGAAGCGAAACUCGACGCGCCCGAGCUCUCGCAUCUCAAACGCAUCCGCAAAGACCUUCAGAAGGGAACAUCCACUCUCCUCAUCAGCACCUCCCCUGAUUCUCCAAUGCUUCCAUCCGACGCUGGCUUCACUCUCCCUCCCCCUUACCAAAUAACGGUUCCGCGUACCCCCGCCCUGACACCCAAUUCCUUGAAGCUGAAAACUGCACUGUGGCCCACCAUCUUCACUCCUCGGCGUAAAGGCGAACCGGAGAACUGGCCGCGCGCAAAGUUGCGCUGGGCUCGGCGGGCCAUGCGAGUCGUCGUCUCUGAAGCUCUGAAAGCUAAGGUCAAAGGAGAGUUGCCGAUUGUGGCCCAUGUGCCUACACCUUAUGAGGACUCCAGCGAAGAACCGUUACCGUCGUUCACUGCACAUGACACACGUAAUUCAGCGCAACAUCCUCUGCGGCACUCUGUACUCAACGUCGUCCGUCAAGUCGCUGACUUCCGUACGGAAUCAAAAGCCACCCCACUCCUACACUCGUCACCUCCCCCCUCGC
Stereum hirsutum FP-91666 SS1 is the source of this 1323-nucleotide messenger RNA. RefSeq lists its product as uncharacterized. The transcript is spliced from 5 exons. The annotation marks the transcript as partial. Gene Ontology annotation, molecular function: protein binding. The record is from RefSeq and is a predicted model, not a curated record. Lineage: Eukaryota; Fungi; Basidiomycota; Agaricomycetes; Russulales; Stereaceae.